AUGUCAUCGACUAUCACCCGCUCGGCGUGGUUAAAGUUGUACAAAGAACUGCAAUCCGAAGCUAAAAAACUUCCCCAAUACAACUACCGAGUAUUCGCUCAUCGUAGAAUACGUGAUCAUUUCGAGAAGAAUCGAGGAGUUGUUGAUACCGGAGUUUUGAACACUUUGUUCGAGAAGGGAAAGCAGAGUCUCAGCACCAUCCGGAGACAGGCUAUUAUCGGACAUCUUUACCCUCAUCAGCAAACUAUUGUUGAAUCAAAAGUUUCUCCUCAACAUUAA
Molecule: messenger RNA, 279 nt
Organism: Auanema sp. JU1783
Lineage: Eukaryota; Metazoa; Nematoda; Chromadorea; Rhabditida; Rhabditidae
Source: the annotation of a GenBank genome assembly